AAAACCGUUUCUUUGCCACCUCCCUCGCUCCUCUGCAGCGCGACAGCCCCGGGGCGGCUCAGGGGAGGCGGCUGUGCCUCGGCCACUCAAGGCCACCCCUGGUUAAAAGGGAGACGCCGUCCUCCCUCUUCCUGCCCAGGGCUUGGGAUGCCUGAGCUGCUCCAGGGAAGAGCUGAGGUGGGACCAUGAGCGCUCUCGGGGGGCUCCUGCUGUGCCUGGCGCUGCUGCUCCCCUCGGCAGCUCUGCCCAGGAAAGAGGAAAGGGAUUCCCUGCUGGAGCUGAGCCUGCCCGAAGAGCUGGGGCUGGAAGCGGGAGGGAGAAAGGUGGGAAAUGGAAGUUUAGUGGAGAUAGCCAGGUCCAGGAGGGCUGCUGCCGCUCGCCUCUCCUCCAAGCCGGAGCCGGGAGCCAAAUGCCCGCAGGGAGCGGCUGAGGAGGGGGGCCCGGGCCGCUCCAGCCUGCAGCCCUGGCCCCUCGGGGGCCUGGAAGGGCCCGUGUGCAGGGUGAGGAUGGAGCAGGGUGGGGCCGCGCCGAGGCACAUGGAGGUGGUGGGUGUGCUCAGCCACUACGAGAGCAGCUUCAUCAAACUGCUGAGACGGCGCCGGAGCUGGGAUGGGAACUUCCCGGGGACCUUCGGGCUGUGCUGGGCCGGGGGGGCAGAGGCUGCUCCCCAUCCCCUGCAGAGCAUCCACGAGCACGUGCUGGAGCCGGGGCUGCAGAGAUUCCUCGUCCUGCACCUGGAGGAAGUGCGGUGGGAAGCGCAGGUGAAGCUGCGGUUCCAGCUGGUUUUCCAGGCGGAGGUGGGACGGGCUCUGGGAGAGCUGCAGGCGGCCGUGAUGCUCUUCUACCUGGGCCACCGUGAGGGCCGGAGCUCGGGGCACCCGCAGGAGCUGCUGCUCACCGGCCCGGGGCUGGAGGGCGACCAGAGGCUCUGCCUCUCCAGGGACACGCAGUACCUGGCGCUGGCAGCGGCCGCAGCCUCGGUCACCCGCAGCGCGGAGCGGCUCCGCUUCUCGGCGUCCCUGGCCAUCCACGGCGGAGCGGGAGGUGCCCCCCUGCCCCGCGCGGAGGUGCAGCAGCUCCUGUUCGGCUCCGAUGACAAAUGUUUCACCCGGAUGACCCCGGUGCUGCUGCUGCUGGCCAAGUCACGGCAGCAGGAGGAGGAAGAGGAGGAAGAGGAUGCUUUGGCCCCAUCCUCCUACCUCUCUGCUGAGGGGGUGGUGGACACGGCUCCGUACCCGCAGCUCAGCCCACCCCGGGCCGGCACCGAGGAGCUGCUGCCCCCCACGGCCCCGAGCCACGCCAACGCUUCGUCCCCAGCGCCCGGCGGCAGCGCCCAGUUCCUGGCAAUCCUGACGCGCUUCAUCCGGCAGCUCCUGAGCUCCUCCAGCGAGCCGCCCCCCCAGCCCAGUGCCCACCACUGGCUGGACUUCGAGGUGAUGGAGACCCUCCCUCACCAGCUGCUCAACCUGUCGGAGGAGGCGGCUCUGGAGCGGCUGGUGCAGUCGGAGGAGCCCUCGGUGCUGCUGCUGCCCCAGGACAGCGGGGCCGCGCUGGAGCAGCACCUGGGGGACUGGCAGCCGGAGGGCACCGUGCUGCAGCUGCUGCUGGGCAAACUGCAGGCGCUCAUCCAGGAGCUCGGGGACGUGCCGGCCUUCCGAGCCAACGCGGCGCUUUUCCAGCACCUCCUGACCUUCUGCUAUUACCCGGCCGGGCCGGGCGAGGCCGAGGCGGCCGAGCCGGGCCCGGGCCCGCGGAAGCUGCGCACGCUGCUGCUGCUGAAGGCGCUGCAAUCGGUGCGGGCGCGCUGGCAGGAGCGCAGGAAGGUGCAGCGGCAGAACCGCAGCGCUCGGCACCAGGCGCACUGCCGGCUGCAGGAGCUCACCAUCGACCUGCGCGACCGCCACUUCAUCGUCAUGCCCACCGUGUACGCGGCCAACAACUGCGAGGGGCCCUGCCGGCUGCCGCUGUCCACCCGCGUCCCCAGCUACUUCUCGCACACGGUGCUGCUGCUGGGCAUGCAGGAGCGGGGCUCGCCGCUGCGCAGGGCUCCCUGCUGCGUGCCCGUGCGCUACUCGGACCAGCUCAUCAUCAGCCUCUCCUCGGACGGGCUGGAGAUCCGCAAGUUCCCCAACAUGGUGGCAGAGGAGUGCGGCUGCCGGUGAGGCUCCCGCCGGCCUCCCCGCUCGCCGCCAGCCCGGCCCCUUCUCCCGGUUCGCCCUCCCGGCUCGGGGUCUGGUGCUUCUCGCCGAGACGGGAGCUCCCCGUGCGUCCUUUCCCCAUGGUUUGGCUCGUCAGCGUCGCUCUGGUUCCGGGUUCAUUCCGCGCGCCGUCCCUGGGGCUGCUCCGUGCUCCUGUCCCCGCUCCCGGGGCCGAGGAUGCCCGAGGUGACUCCGCGGGGCAGUUUGGGCUGGCUACGGGCACCGCGGCGCCGUGGGGAGAGGGCAAAGCUUGGCAGAUCCAGGCAGGACCAUUCUUAUUUAUCCCUCGCUCUCUGCUCCUGCGGUGGCAGAGAAGGGCGGGUGCUGCUCCCUCCAAGCCUGGCAGCAUCCUCUGGCCAUUCCCCAGCCCGCGGCCCCACCUGUGACAGCCGAGCAAGAGGCCGAAUCCCCUCGCAGGGUCCAGCCUUGCCCAGGGGCCGCGGGGAGCCGCUGGCCGAGGCUUGGGGCUCCGGGCCAGGUCACAGCUGCGUCACCCCGCGCUGACCCCGCUGCCGGGGCCAGGGGAGGAAGGAGGGAGCGAUCCCGUUACACCUCCCGGGCUGCUCACACCAUUAAUGGGAGCGGGAGCGAACGGCUGCCAGAGCACCUGCUCCGCGUCCCCGCCGGCGUCAGCACGGGCCGCCUGCCCCGGAUCAUCUUCCAGCUGAGCCAAGCCCUCAGCCGGGGAUCCAAACCCUCGGGAAGCGGCUCCUGGGCUUGUUCUGGCUGCACCUCCUCGGGUUCUGCAGUGUCCCACGGGGAGGCACCGAUCCCAUCUGCAGGAUUAGCCCUGAGCGCCUCGGCUUCGAGGGGCACGGAAAACACACACACACACAUAACCGGGGACAAAACUCAUAACCAGGGACAAGGGCUUUUCUCAUUUUCCUUCUUUUUCCAUUUUUUUUUUUUUUUUUGGUUGUUGUUGUUAAACAUCCAGUUGAAUACCUUAUUAAAAAUGAAAACAGUUUAUUUUAACCGCUGUUGAUUUUAGCAAAUACUGAAACCUGCCACGGGUCGGGGCUGUGAACGUCUCUGGCUGUGUGAUAUUGCUCUUGUGUUUCCUUCCUAAAAGCGACUCGGAGAAGGCGAGGCCCGCAGGAAUCCCUGGGUGAAGGGCUCCAGCCCUGCUCUGUCACCAGCACCUCCGGGGCCACCCCGCAGCAGUGGCACCGGGCUGGGUGAGGUGUGGGGUCUGUCCCUGAUGUCCCUCUGAGGACGGCUGCAGCCUGGUUCUGUAACCCAGAAUAUUCCUCUCUCUUGAUUAGCUUUCAAUAAAACCAUUAACCCAAGA
Molecule: messenger RNA, 3489 nt
Organism: Hirundo rustica (Barn swallow)
Lineage: Eukaryota; Metazoa; Chordata; Aves; Passeriformes; Hirundinidae
Gene: AMH
Product: anti-Mullerian hormone
Exons: 5
Coding region: 186-2162 (658 amino acids)
Biological process (GO): Mullerian duct regression; gonad development
Molecular function (GO): growth factor activity
Source: RefSeq, a predicted model, not a curated record